AUGCUAAAGAGUAGACUUACUAAUGAUAAAAUUGUUAAUACAGUUUUAAAUAUAAAUAAAGAAGAAGAAAAUAUGGAUGAAAUUGAAUUUAUACCUAUAUUGAUAAAAAUUAGUCCAACAGAAGCUAAAAAAUUAAUAACAUCUAAAAUGUAA
Funneliformis caledonium is the source of this 153-nucleotide messenger RNA. NCBI's taxonomy places the organism in Eukaryota, Fungi, Glomeromycota, Glomeromycetes, Glomerales, Glomeraceae. The record is from the annotation of a GenBank genome assembly.